This is a messenger RNA of Zychaea mexicana, 1341 nucleotides long. RefSeq lists its product as uncharacterized. Bases 100 to 1131 code for a protein of 343 amino acids. NCBI's taxonomy places the organism in Eukaryota, Fungi, Mucoromycota, Mucoromycetes, Mucorales, Lichtheimiaceae. The transcript has a single exon. The record is from RefSeq and is a predicted model, not a curated record.
CUUUUUUUUCCCAUCACCUCUUCCCGUGCUUUAAUAUUUCCUUCUUUUUGUUUCCCACCUCCUUCUUCCUCUUUUCCUUUCUCUCUUUCAGCAUCAACAAUGUCGUCUCUGUUUGCUGAGCAAUCCAACGACCUUCUUUCACCUCAACAAAAUGCACAGCAACAACGACGACGAAGUAGCGUGGAUAUCCGUGGCCAGUCCGUUGCUCCCGACAUACUAGUUGCUCUACUCGACCGACCACAAGAAAUGCGCAUUCUUGCAUCGCGCAACCCUAAAUUUUAUGAAGCACUUGAAAACUAUAUCACCGAAACGCAAGGUCUUGACGCAUGGGUUCAGUUCCAAGACAUUGCAUAUGCUCCGCGCGACGACUUACCCGACCGUGACUGGAUGGCUGCAAUUGCCAAAUUUUUGAAACAGAACCCAGUCUUUUUGACGAAAUUCAAGGAAAGCGUGGGCUACUAUGACAACGAUGAUGAAGAUGGUCACAGUAUCCGCUCAGACGACGACAAUACAGAAGAUGAAGAAAUCGCCACCAGCAGUGGCGGCGAGGACGAUUUUGCAGCGUUGGUACAAGAACGUGGCGAAUUUGACGAAGAUUCACCACCACCCCGCCGCAAGUCCUCACAGCUGAUGCAUCCUGCGCUUGUGGUUGCACAGGAUGCCACAGGACCACAACAACGACAGCCAGCACACCACCAGCAACAUUACCACUCUGCAGCAGCACAACGGUCCGUUUUAGCCACUCUACGCGAUUAUCCAGAUAUCCAAGCACGGUUACCGCUCAUGUGUCCGGCGUUUUUCCGAAAAGUGCGGCAACGCAUGGCAUGUCCGCCCGCUUCGAAAUUGUCAAGUGCAGCAAGACGCAACUCUAUUUUGGAGGACACAAUCUUUGAAGAGGACAAUGGUGAAGACAACCCACGCUUCUCAUUUUGUGACCAAGAAGAAUCCUUUGAAUGUUUCCAAGAUGCAGUUACAACCACGCGUAGGGAGCAACCAGAUGAUCAGCGCUGGUUACAUAGUGUGGUAGAGUCACUGGAAGGCUACCCGGAACUUUUGGAUAAUUUACGAGAAAUUGCCGCCUCUUUGGAUGAUGCCCAUGAUCAACAACAGUACCAGCAACAACAGCAAUAGUGUAGUAAUAACUUGUAAAUACGGAAUCUAUUGACCAGUGUAAUUUGCAUGACAUAAAUAUAAUUAUGACGAAGACGUGUUUGAAGAAUGGAUAGCGUUGGUAAUAGGAAGAUGAAGAUGAAAAAUACCAACAAAAUGCCAUUUUGAAUACGGCCAAUAGUAGAGAAAACACGAGGUGAGGCACAAAUGUUGACAUCCUUUUUUUUUUUU